Molecule: messenger RNA, 2766 nt
Organism: Hypoxylon trugodes
Lineage: Eukaryota; Fungi; Ascomycota; Sordariomycetes; Xylariales; Hypoxylaceae
Product: P-loop containing nucleoside triphosphate hydrolase protein
Exons: 3
Coding region: 374-2272 (632 amino acids)
Molecular function (GO): ATP hydrolysis activity; ATP binding
Source: RefSeq, a predicted model, not a curated record
AUUCCUCCCACUUAUCAUUUUCAAAAUCUCACCAACCUAAACCAGUCCACGGAGGAUAAAUCUUUUUUUUUAUGGUUUUCCUCCUACGCGCGACUUGUGGUACAAUUGAUUCUUUCUUCUUUUUCGAAUAGAAUCAUUGUCCACUCAUUAUCCUUUCGGUUACACGGUCACAUUUGCUUGUGAUUGUUUUUUCGACGGGCUUACGGUCGCUUUUUCGAGAAAUAUUAUAAUACGAAGCAGCCUAAGCGGGGUACAUUUCCGUCAUUUUUUUAACCCAUCGUCAUAAUCAUCAUCCAUCAUCACAACCAUCUCUUUUCCCUCGGUCGGUUAUAGACAAAAAUAAGGAAAGGGAAUUUAGAAAUAAAUCAUCAAGAUGGUUUCCGCAUCUAAAGAAAAGAGACUCGCCAAGAAGGCUGCCGAUGCCAAAGAAGGCAAAGGUGAGAAGAAGACUCUCGUCUCUAGAUCCAAGGCUGGAUCUAAGGCCGCAUCCAAGAAUGCAAGCGCUUCUGGUUCCGUCGCCGGCGACGACCCUCCCGAUCCCAACGACAUCCCUGCGACCGACGAUAGCAAGAUGGAAAAGGUCAAGGCAUUGUCGGAUCAAAAAGAUAAACAUGGUUUGUCCGACCGCAUCACCACUGGUGUCCUGGCAUCCGUAGUCACCAGCAGGGACGUCAAGAUUAUCAGUGCUAGCUUAACCUUCCACGGUCGUGUUCUUCUCAAUGAAACCGACCUAGAGCUGUCUUUCGGUCGUCGAUAUGGUUUGUUAGGUGAGAACGGUUGCGGAAAGAGUACCCUUCUUAAGGCUAUCUCUGAGAGAGAAUACCCUAUCCCCGAACACGUCGAUAUCUACCUUCUCAAUGAAGGUGCUCCGCCCUCCGACUUGGGUGCUCUGGAAUGGGUUCUCAAGGAGGCCGAAAAGGAGAUGGACCGUCUAGACAGACUAGCUGAACAGCUACUCGAAGACGAGGGUCCCGACAGCCCUGUACUAAUGGAUAUCUACGAGCACAUGGACAAGAUGGAUCCUUCCACGUUCGCUACCCGAGCUUCCCUUAUCUUGACCGGUCUUGGUUUCAACAAGCAAACCAUCCAUAAGAAGACAAAGGACAUGUCUGGUGGUUGGCGUAUGCGUGUCGCCCUCGCCAAGGCCCUCUUCGUCAAGCCGACUCUACUACUUCUCGACGACCCCACCGCCCAUUUGGAUCUUGAGGCUUGCGUGUGGCUCGAAGAGUACCUAAAGAAGUGGGAGCGAACUCUCAUCCUGGUCUCUCACUCGCAAGAUUUUAUUAACGGAGUCUGUACCAACAUGAUUGAUAUGCGAAAGCAACAACUCAUCUACUAUGGUGGUAACUUCGACUCUUACGUAAAGACCCGAAAGGAGCAGGAAAUCAACCAGAUGACCGCGUACAAGAAGCAACAGGAAGAAAUCAAGCACAUCAAGGAGUUCAUCGCCAGCGCAGGUACUUACGCCAACUUGGUGCGACAGGCCAAGUCCCGACAGAAGAUCCUCGACAAGAUGAUUGCGGAUGGUCUUAUCGAAGAAAUCAAGGAAGAUAGAGAAUUCAAAUUCAGAUUCACUGAUGUCGAUAAGCUUCCUCCUCCUGUCUUGUCCUUUGAUAACGUCACAUUUUCGUACUCUGGCGAGGCGAAGGAUGACCUUUACCGCAACAUCGACCUCGGUUUCGAUAUGGACUCCCGAACAGCCCUUGUCGGCCCCAACGGUGUCGGUAAGAGUACUCUCUUACGCCUGAUGACGGGAAAGCUCUCCCCCACCUCUGGAUCCGUCCGUCGUCACACACAUCUUAAGCUCGGCAUGUAUUCUCAGCACAGUGCUGAGCAACUCGACCUGACCAAGAGUGCUUUGGACUUUGUCCGCGACAAGUACCGCGAGAAGUCUCAGGACUACCAAUACUGGCGCCAGUGCCUUGGACGAUAUGGUGUAUCGGGUUCCGUACAAACCGCCUUGAUGGGUACUCUAUCCGAAGGCCAGAAGAGCCGAAUCGUUUUUGCUUUACUUGCCAUUGACUCGCCCAACAUGUUGCUUCUUGACGAACCCACCAACGGUUUGGAUAUCCCAACCAUCGACGCCCUAGCAGACGCCAUUGAGAACUUCAGUGGUGGUGUCAUCGUGGUUUCCCACGAUUUCAGAUUACUCGACAGGAUUGCCAAGCAAAUUCUAGUGUGCGAGAACCGAACGAUCAAGCCUUGGGAUGGCUCGAUAGGAGAAUACAAGAACUACCUCCGAAAGAAGAUGUUGGCUGCUGGUGCUGUCUAAGAGGCAUUAACUCUUCAUCGUUCUACCCCAUAUCCGAUUUGAUUAGGCCCGUAAUUGCAUUCGCUCGCGAGAGGUGGUAUUCACACUUCAUAUAGCAGUACGGGAUUAGGCGAGGCAUACAUAGGAAGUAUAUGUGCAUGUGGUCGCGGCUCGGGGGUUCAUGGAUUGGACAGCGAGGCAUUAUUGGGCCGCCGGCCUCGGAUUUUUACAUCAAAAAAAGCUUUGCUUGCGAGAAAGGAGGGCUUUGCUCUUGGCGGAAAGGCUGGCGCAGGUGUCGCGUCGGGCUUUGCCCUCUGGAAUAGACUAGGCGAAUUUAAAAAUGAGUUCGGAAAUUUAUGCAUAUUGUAAAAGCUAUUUAAUGUGACUUACUGGUGUUCAUUGUUGUCUGUAUGUGUACCUAAGUAGUAUGAUUGCGAUUCUCAGGUCGUCAUAUCUACGGGCCAAAUGAUCGCAAGAUGUAAUUAAAGGCAGUUGAAUUCACACAACAAUCACAA